Molecule: messenger RNA, 2685 nt
Organism: Centropristis striata (black sea bass)
Lineage: Eukaryota; Metazoa; Chordata; Actinopteri; Perciformes; Serranidae
Exons: 14
Coding region: 112-2364 (750 amino acids)
Source: RefSeq, a predicted model, not a curated record
GAUCAAAGCCUAGAGGUCAGAGGUCAGGCCUGGGGCUGUGUCUCCCUGUCAGACGUCCUCCUCUUGGUGGAAGUGAAGUAUGAUGUGGUGACACACUUGCUUUAUACAGAAAUGCUCCAGGAGCACCACACUCCGAUUAUCUGGGAGACCCUGCUGCCAUGGCAACAACAUGAGGAAGAGGAGGGGCUGGGGGAUCUCGCAGAUGAGGCUUUGGAGUCAGGUGACAUGCUUCAUUUGGCUGAGCUGCCAGGAGCAUUCAGGAUAUACAGGGCCUGCCUCAGAAGCCACCCAGAGUCAAGGGAACCGUCUUGGUCUGCAGUUUCCUUCCUGUAUGAGUUACACACAUUUCGUCAACGUGAAAAAGACACACUGACAGUCCUGGGUGAGAGGCUGGACAGGAACAGCCUGAGACUGUUGUGUCUAUACAUCAAUUUGGCAACUCUCAAAGCUCAGAGAGAAAAGAUGUCCUACAGCGCUCUUCUGGCAGCUCGGCAGUCCUGGGAGACAUGGCCACAUGUUACGAGUCCUUGCAGAGCGGAGCAGGCGGCCCUGUGGCUACAUGGUGAAGAGGAAGAGCAAAAGAGAGACUUUAUCUCAGUAUCACCACAGCAGGCGGUGCUGCAGUUGCUGGUGCUGACUCAGGAGCAGGAGAGGAAGCACCUGGUCAAAUUGGCACACGGGGUCUCCAUAGAGGAUUUGCAAGAGCCAGGUUGCACACUUUCUCCAAAAGAAGAUACUGUAAGAAAUGGCUGUAUAAAAAGGCUGAGACAAAUCUACGCCAGCCUGGAGACAAACAAAGAGGCACAAAGUCCCUUAAAACAAAUAAACCCCCAGUCCCAUGUAAGCAGUAAACCAGCAAUGUGGUACCAACACCAGCUGGAGGAGUGCUCCCUGCUCCUGUUGAAUCAUGUGAUGGCGCUCCAGGAGAUCCAAGCUUCUGCAUUACUGCCAGCACUGAUGGACAAGAGUGCACAGUGUGUCCAGGCUCUGCGAGAUGACUUUGAAUCUGAACUCCGAGCACAUCGCUACACCAACCUACUCCAACUGAACUCAGAUGCCCCUCUUACUUCAGGCUCUAUUCUCGCUCCUUAUCCAAACUUAACCAAAAAUAGCAUUAUUGAGCAAAUCACAGCUGAGUCCUGCUGCAGCGGACCAGACGAUGCUCAAAACAGCAGCGGUGGGCCAGCUGAAGCUCCUACGGUGGAUUCAAUCAGAAGAGAACUGAAUUUGGUGCAAGCUGCAGAUUGGAUUGACAAACAGGACGUCUGUUCAGGUUGUGGAGCAGUCAUGGAGGACCUGCCAUACUUGGAGAUCAUGUGUGUGUCGGAUGCAACACGUAGUACUCAUCAGAGUCUUGAUGCAGACAGAGGAGCCCAGGAAAAAGAAGUGGGAAGUGCAACAAACAGCCCCCAAAGUUAUGAGAAACAGGGCUCACUCAUCACCCUCGCUUGGAGCAAACCACCAGAGGACGACACUGACUGUGAGGCAAAGGCUGCAGUUGGAGACACAGGACUGAUCCAGGUUGUGCAGUCAAGUGACACAAGCAGUGCAGCUGAACACACACUGUGUGAGGACACUUCUGGGGAGAGUGACAGAGAACAGAUGAAACCCACUCAUUUCCACUCUGAUUUGACUGGCCAGCCUGCAGACCAGCAGUGUAGCAGAGAAGGACAGUUCACGUUGGAGGAGAGAGGAAUACCUGUUCAGCCAGAGAAGGGACAAGCUGAACGUGCUCAGCAAACUCAUGCUUUGGUGGCAGAGAACUUGCAUGUUGACCGUCAUGAGAUAAAGCAUCAUGCUGGUGACUUCUGCCCUGAUCUGAUGAAUGAGACAGCCAAUGUGGACAGAGACGCUCUUGAGGUGGAAAUGUGGGACCUGAGAGAGCCUGAAUCUGCUCACGAUGAGGACCAGAAAUAUAAUUCACAAGUUGACUGUAACCCUGCACAGAGGAGUGAAUCCACACUGACAGAGAGAGAGCAUGCAAGAGAACCAGUCUCAGCGAUGGAGAGGGAACAAACAAUGCGCAACCUGGUGGACAUGCAAAGAAAAGUCGAACAGAGGCAGCAGAGAGAUAAAGAGAGACAACUGCUGAGGAUUCAGGAACGUCUGUCGAUCAUCCAGAACAGGAAGGCAGAAGAAGACUUGCUUGGCCUGAAACAUACAGAGCGGCUAAGGCACCUCACACAGGAUCUACCACAGGAGGAUAAGAACCAGCAGAAGACAGUUGUCAGAGAGCGACUGGAACAGCUGAGAAGAGAGCGCUCUUAUGUGAUGCAGUCCAAACGAGACCGGAACACUGCAGGAUUUAAGGAACUCCUGGGUCCAGUGGCUCUCGACAGCACAGAAACAGAUGUAGCAGACUGAGAAACUACAGCUGCCCAAAUUUAUGUCUCACUGGAACUUUUAGUUCACAAUUGUUAUCUGACAAAUUUAAGUCCCCCCCCCCCCCCCCCUUUUUUUUUUAAAAACAAAUGACAGUAUCAUUUAAUUAAAAAAUAUUAGACCCUUGGCUUACAUUAGGGAUUAUGUAGAUCAAACACUAAAUUAUGUCAAAAUUUAAGCAUUUUUCAAGGAACAUAUUCAAAUGCAAACAUAUUCCUGAAAUAUGAACAUGACUGCUGAAAUUAAGGAUGUUACAAACUUUCAAGACUGUAUGAACCCAAUGUAAUAAAUGUUGUGAAUGCA